Messenger RNA from Aegilops tauschii subsp. strangulata, 537 nucleotides. RefSeq lists its product as uncharacterized. NCBI's taxonomy places the organism in Eukaryota, Viridiplantae, Streptophyta, Magnoliopsida, Poales, Poaceae. The record is from RefSeq and is a predicted model, not a curated record.
AUGAAGGGAUGGGGUGCCAACCUGGGUCGUGACCUCCGCGAGCGAAAAAAGGCCUUGCUGACCGCCAUUCAGGCACUUGACCUCCGUGCUGACACGGUCGGCCUAUCCCCUGAUGAGUGGCUCUCUCGGUAUGACCUGGAAGACCAACUCUCCAUCAUCUACACAGACGAGGAAGCUUACUGGCGUUUGCGGGGUUCCCAUAAAUGGGUCCUGAAGGGCGACGCGAACACGGCCUACUUUCAGGCCAUAGCAAACGGCCUCCGUAGACGCAACACCAUCCCCCUCCUCUGGGACGGUCCGUCCCUUCUGCAUUCGCCGAGCGACAUUAGGACCCAUGUCGACGGGUUCUACCGAUCCCUUUUCUCCGCCUCUCCCAGGAGCGGCCUUUCUCUGGCCCUCGAUUGCUGGUCCGGCCGCCAGCUUGUCUCCGCUGCGGAGAAUGCCGCUCUCACGGCCCCAUUCUCGGAGGAUGAGGUCUGGGCGGCCAUUAGAGGCAUGAAUCCCUCCUCGGCCCCGGGUCCGGACGGCCUUCCGUGA